This is a messenger RNA of Ricinus communis (castor bean), 990 nucleotides long. RefSeq lists its product as uncharacterized. Bases 1 to 990 code for a protein of 329 amino acids. The transcript has 4 exons. The record is from RefSeq and is a predicted model, not a curated record. Gene Ontology annotation, molecular function: zinc ion binding; nucleic acid binding. Lineage: Eukaryota; Viridiplantae; Streptophyta; Magnoliopsida; Malpighiales; Euphorbiaceae.
AUGACAGAAAGCAGCAGUAGCAACAAAUUUGUGCAGCCAACAAUUCCCAAAUUUGAUGGCUUCUAUGAGCAUUGGGCGAAGCUGAUGGAAAACUUCCUCCAAUCUAAAGAAAUGUGGAACUUAGUCGAGGAUGGAGUGGUUGCUAGUCCACAAAAUCGAGAGCCAACUGAUGAGGAGACAAAGGCAAUUACAAAGCAGCAGCUGAAGGACAAGAAGGUGAAGAACUAUCUUUAUCAAGCCAUUGAUAGAGAAAUCAUGGAGACAAUACUAAAUGAUGACACCUUAAAGCAGAUAUGGGACUCAAUGAAGCAAAAGUUCAAAGGUUUAACUAGAGUGAAGAGAGCUCAACUUCAAACUUUGAAGAUUGAGUUCGAGUUCAACUACAUUGUGUGCUCCAUUGAGGAGUCUAACAAUGUGGAAACUCUAACAAUUGAUGAGCUCCAAAGUAGUCUUCUUAUCCAUGAGCAAAGAAUGAAAGGUUCAAAUGAGGAGGAGCAAGCACUGAAGGUGACACAUGAGGAGCGUUAUGAAAGAGGCAGAGGCAGAGGCACAAUGAGAAGCCGAGGAAGAGGUAAAGGCAAACAAUUUACAAGUAGGGCUGCUGUGGAAUGCUAUAGGUGUUAUAAUCUGGGACACUAUCAGUAUGAGUGCCCAAAUUGGGAGAAAAGAGCAAAUUAUGCAAAAUUUAACGAAGAGGAAGAGAUGUUGUUGAUGGCACAACUGGAUGAAGGCUUCAGACACUCAGUCAAGCUUGGAAAUAACUCAAAGCUAGAAGUAAUGAGAAAGGGAAACAUCAGAUUGGAGUUCGGAGGAAUCACUCAAAUUGGGCUGCAUAAUGGAAAGCUUGAUGACCCCAACAGAAUGUUCCUUGUGAUAACAAACAUUAUUAUAUCAACGCCUACAUACUUCAAUGCAAAUGGUGAUGACCUUGGUGAAAUAUGGCAUAAAAGGUUUGGUCACUUGAGCUAUAUCGGCGCUGCUACACAAUAA